AUGUCAAACCAAACCGGCUCCGACGAUCUCUAUGUUGGCUGCAAAGCCUAUAACGGCACCGAUACCAGUUAUGGUUAUAUUCCUUCGGGCGCGGCCGGUUCUGCCUUCUGUGUGCUCUUUGGAGUGUCCAUGGUUGCUCACAUUGUCCAAUUCUGUUGGAAACGAACGUGGUGGUGCAGUGUAUUUGCAGUAGGAUGCUUUGUUGAACUACUUGGAUGGGCCGCUCGCAAGUGGAGUGCGGAUUGCCCCUACAAUUCCACUGCCUUUUUGAUUCAAAUCUCAACUUUGAUCAUCGCACCUGUCUUUUUCACCGCCGGCAUAUACAUUCUUCUCGGUCGCUAUAUCCAAAUAUUCGGCAAGGAGACCUCCUUCCUCACACCAAAGCUCUACCUCUGGAUCUUUUGUACCUGCGACGUGAUCUCGCUCGUCAUCCAAGCCGCAGGUGGUGGCAUUGCCAGCUCUGAAUCCGACGACCCCAAUGGAAACACGGACCCAGGCACUAACACCAUGGUCGCCGGUAUCGUUUUCCAGCUCAUCUCAAUCUCGGUUUUUGUCUACUGCGGCACCGACUUCUUCCUACGCAUCAAGCGCUUUGGACAGCUUAAGAUGUUUACCCGCGGCCCGUUGGCAGCACUCACGAGCGCGAUGAUUCUUUCCGUAGUUUGCAUCUACAUUCGGAGUAUCUACCGUACCAUUGAGUUGGCCCAAGGCUGGACUGGGUAUUUGAUUACUCACGAGUCGUACUUUAUUGGCCUCGAUGGAGUUAUGAUGAUUAUUGCCGUUGGAGUGUUCAAUGUUUGUCAUCCGGGGUGGUUGUUGCCCUCGAAGGCUGAGAUAAGUCUGCCUCAAUAUCAGAAAACUUCUACCAACUCUGAUGUUGAGAUGGGUUGA
Messenger RNA from Penicillium cataractarum, 891 nucleotides. RefSeq names its product RTA1 domain-containing protein. Gene Ontology annotation, cellular component: fungal-type vacuole; plasma membrane. The transcript has 4 exons. Bases 1 to 891 code for a protein of 296 amino acids. The record is from RefSeq and is a predicted model, not a curated record. Lineage: Eukaryota; Fungi; Ascomycota; Eurotiomycetes; Eurotiales; Aspergillaceae.